CCACCACACUCCUCCUCCGCUCAGCCAGUUCAUCCAGCAGCAGCAGCACCAGCGGAACACCCACAACAACAACAACAACAACAACAACAUAAUAAACAACAACAGCAACAACAUCCAGCAGGAGAGGAAGAGAGAGAAACAUCAUGGAGGGAAAGAAAACAUCCUCCUGGUGGGGAACAGCCAUCAGCAACACCGGCUGAAUACCAGCGGAGGAAGAGGAGGAGGAGGAGGAGGAGGAGGAGGAGGAGGAGCGGAUGGAUGCCAGUCUGGGAUCAGCCACCACCACCAACAACAACCCUCCUCCGACUGGGACCAGCUCCGAGUUUAAUCAUUAUUAUGGGAAUGGAAGAGGAGGGCCCAGCUUUGAUCAUCAACAUGGCGGACAACAAAGCGCAGGGACUGGGGUAACGGCGGCGGUCCUCUCGGUACUCGACACUAUGGAUCAGGUUCAGAACUCCCACGAAGGGUACAGCAACAACAACAGCCCGUACAACCACUACCCGAACUACCGACCCGGGUAUGGGAACAGUGCGUACGGGGGUAUGAUGAGUCCCUCCCGCCAGGGGACCAACAUCCUGCUGGGCCCCGGCCCCGGCCCCGGCCCCGGCCCCGGCCCCGGCCCCGGCCCCGGCGGCUCGGCCGCUGCUAACCACAGUAAAGCGGCUAUGGUCGCCAGCAGCUCCCCGGCUGGAGGCGGAGGAGGCGGGGGAGGGUUUCAGCGGUUCCCCGGUCAGCAGCAGCUGCACCCGUCCGGAGCUACACCCACUUUAAACCAGCUCCUCACGGCUCCGAGCACCGUGAUGCGGGGCUACGGGUACCCGGAGUACAGUGCUGCCCAGCAGCAGCAGCCCAGCGUCGGGCUGGCGAAAGACUCCCAGUACGCUCCUCACGGAUGGGGAGGACAACAAAGGAACCACCCGGCCAUGAGCCCCGGGAACAACGGGCAGGGCGGCGGGAGAUCGCAGGUGCCUCCCAUGGACCCGAUGGCGAUGAAGCGCUCUCAGCUCUACGGGAUGAGCAACAAUCCGUACUCCCAGCAGCAGGCGGCGCCGUACUCCGGCCAGCCCUACGGUUCGCCCUCCCCCCACAGAUACCCGAUGGCGAUGCCCAGCAGAGGGCAGAUGGGGAUGGGAGGGAUGCAGUACCCUCAGCAACAGAUGGGUUCUCAGUACAGUCAGCAGCAGCAGCAGCAGCAGCAGCAGCAGCAGCAGAACGUGGGCGGUUACUGUCAGCCGGGUCAGCCGCCGUACUUCAGCCCCCCGCAGCAGCAGCCCGCCGCCCCGAGCCAGCCGCCGUACAUGCAGCCCCGCCCACUGCCACAACAGGAGGUGCCGCAGGAGGCGUACGGGGGGCGGGGCCAGUCUGCUGCUAUGACUCCUGGGAAACCAAACCACGAGGAGAUGAGUCUGAGCCAACAGGAGAGACCAUCCAGCCUCCCGGAUUUGUCCGGCUCCAUCGACGACUUGCCCACCGGCACGGAGGCGGCGGUGAGUUCAGGGGCGUCGGGCUCCGGCAGCGCUCAGGGCGACCAGGGGACCCCGGCCCGCUCUCCUUUCUCCCCCCACGUCUCUCCUCGACUCCCCCCGCCAGCUCGCACCGGGCCCUCGCCCUCCCCCUCACCGUCCCCCGCUGGCUCCAGCCGUUCCGGACCGAUGUCUCCCGCCACCAGCGGACCAGGCUCUCAGCUGACCCCGCAGGUCUCUGGUCCUGGAUCAGAUCCUGUUCCUCAUCCCUCCCAGUCCGCCAUGACUCAGGACAGAGGUUUCCCUCCCUCCAUGCAGCGUAGCACCCAGGGGCCUCAGUUUGGCCCCCAGCAGUCAGCACCACCCAUGUCCCCUCACUCAGCGUCGGGGGGGCCCAUGCACCACGGCUCCUAUCAGCAGGGCGGCUCAUACGGCCAGUACGGACCCCCAGGUAACUACCCUCGCCCCCCCCACUAUGGCGGAGCCCCCAGUGCCAACUACAGCAGCCCCGGCCCGGGCCCCGGCUUGGCCAACAGCCUGGGGUUGAACGCCAGCAGUCCCAUGCACGGUCAGGGCCCCUCCACCCCGGCAGGUCGCGGCCCUGGGCCUGGCCCCGGUGGCCGGCCUUAUCCCGCCGGAGGGAGCGUCAUGGCCCCCACCUCCCCCGGUAUGCCACAGCCCGCCGGGCAGGGCAUGGGUCCUCCGGGGCCCAACGCCAGCCGCAAACCUCCCGAGGUCGGCCCCAACGCCGGGCCGAGUGCCAACUCCUUGUCCUCCUCGGUCUCCGCCACAGCCGCCCAGGGCAGGCCUCCCUUCGCUCGUUCCCCAGCCUACCACAACCAGUCCUGGCCCGGGGCUCGACCUGCCCUCUCUCCUACCCUUCACCCCUCUCAUCCCCCUCCUCACCCCCACCACCAUCACCACCACCACCACCACCACCAUCCUCCUCCUCACCCUCCUCACCACUCCCAGCAGGGAACCUAUGCUCAGCCGCAACCCACCCUGCAGACCCCCUCUGAGCAUUAUGGGCAGGGCAGCUACCUGGGCAUGACACCAAUGGGAGGAAUGGGCCCUGGAGGUCCUGGAGGUCCCUACAACCAGCAACCAGGCAGCAACUCUGGAAGGAUGACACCGCAGGGACCCCCCUACAACGCCCCACCCUCAGGCCCCAUGAUGAUGCCAGCAGAGGGGAUGGGUGCUCAUCCCGACGCCAAGCAGAGGGUUGAGCUCAGCAAAGAGGUGGUCUGCCCCGCCGCCACCAACCCACCCAAACCUAAGGACAGCUACAGCUCUCAGUGUGUGUCCAAGCCCCCCACCCCCUCCCCCAUGUCCCCCAGCUCAGCUAGUCUGUCCUCCUGUCACGGGGAGGACAGUGAUAGCAUUAGCAGCCCUGCCUGGCCCAAGACGUCCACCAGCCCUAAGCCCAGCGCAGCCACCAUGACAAACGAAAAGAUCACUCGGCUGUAUGAGAUGGGCUCGGAGCCGGAGAGGAGGAUGUGGGUGGACCGGUUCCUGUCCUUCAUGGAGGAGAGGGGGACGCCGGUCCCGAACCUGCCCGCCGUGGGAAAGAAACCUCUGGACCUCUGCAAACUGUACCUGGCCGUCCGAGAGAUCGGAGGCCUCGCCAUGGUGAAUAAGAAUAAGAAGUGGAAGGGGUUGUCGUCCCAGUUGAACGUGGGGACGUCCAGCAGCGCGGCCAGCUCUCUGAAGAAGCAGUACAUCCAGUACCUGUUUGCCUACGAGUGUAAGGUGGAGCGAGGGGAGGAGCCCCCGCCCGAGGUCCUCGGAGCCGCCGGAGACCCCAAGAAACCUCCGUCGCUCCAGGCCAGGAUCCAGCCUCCCUCCCCAGCCAACUCGGGCUCCCUGCAGGGCCCCAACACCCCUCAGUCCAGCAGCAGCUCCCUGACCGAGGCCCCUGGAGACCUGAAGCCCCCGACCCCGGCCUCCACCCCGCACAGUCAGAUGGGCCCCCAGCCUGGAAACAGGAACAUGGGAGGAGUGAGCGUCCAGGACCCGUUCUCUGAAGGCAGCGAUCCAGCCUUCCACAACAAGCGAGGCCCGGGACCCGGCGGCGCCCCCUACCAGCAGGGAGGAGGACCAGCAGACCCCUCAAUGAGGAUGCAGUACGACGCCAACAAAGACCCGUACGGAGGACCGAGGAAAGGUCCAGGACCCGGUGAGGCCUUUGGUCCCGGUCAGAUGCCCAGCGGUGCCAUGCAGGACAUGUACCCCCGCGGGCCGCCCUCUGGGCCCCUUACAGGGAUGGGCCCCAGACCCCAGUACCCCUACGGCCCCGGGUACGAGCGCAGGCCGGAGCAUGUGAUGGGGCCUGAAGGAGGCAUGGCGCCCCCUGGAGGUCAGAACAACAUGGGUCCAUCUGGAAACGAGGCCGGCAUUUACCCCAACAGAUACCCCCCCCAGAGACACGGACACGACGGUUACGGGCAGCAGUAUCCUCACAGCAUGGCCUACACUUCCCAUCAGCCCCUGUUUCCUCAGCAGCAGGGUUACAAGCGUCCGAUGGAGGCGCUCUAUCCUCCGGCGAAGCGUCACGAAGGCGAAGCGUUCGCCGUGCAGCAGUUCGGCUCCCAGCAGCCCGACAUGUUCGGCCCCUACGGCGGGGGGGGCGGAGGAGGCUACAUGGGCCCCGAGCGGCGGCCGGUCCAGAGCCAGUACCCGUAUCCGUACCCGCGGGACCGGCAGGGGCCUCCGCAGCACGCCAUGAUGGGCUCGGGACCGCCGGCGGUGAGCGGGGGACCCGGGGGACCCGGGGAGGGGCCGCAGGCCAACAUGUGGCACCCCAGGACUGACAUGGGCUACACAUACAGCCGGCAGGGCCAGGGGCCCCCCUACCCCGGCCUGGGGCGGGGUGACGACCAGGAGGGCAGGGCCCCCCAGGACAGCCAGUGGCCCCCCAGUCAUCCAGGCCAACGCCAGCCCCCAUACCCUCCUCCCUCCUCCUCCUCCUCUUCCUCCCCCCUCAAUCCCCCCCUUCCCUCCAGACAGCCCCCCUCCUCCUUCCAGGCCACGCCCACUGUCCCUAACCAUGUGACCCGCUCUCACAGCCCCUCCUCUUUCCCCCGGCCUCUGGGGGGGCUCUCUGUCCCCCAACAGCGCCCCCUAUCUGCCCUCCAUGAAGAAGCCCGCGCACCCCGGCGUCCCCCCGGCCCCCCGCCCGCUCAGAGCCUCCACCUCAUCCACAGAGAGGUCAGCUUCCCCCCCAGCUCUGUGGAGGCCACGCCCCCCAAACUGAAGCCCCGACGCAGGUUCACCGCCAAGGACACGGGAACCCCGGAAGCGUGGCGGGUGAUGAUGUCACUGAAGUCCGGCCUAUUAGCCGAGAGCACCUGGGCUCUGGACACCAUCAACAUCCUGCUGUAUGACGACAGCACGGUGGGCUCCUUCAGCCUCACACAGCUGCCGGGCUUCCUGGAGCUCAUCGUGGAGUUUUACCGCCGCUGCCUCAUCCAGAUCUUCGGGAUCCUGGAGGAGUACGAGGUUGGAGCCGAGGGCCAGAGGACGCUGUUGGGACCGCUGCUCGACCCCCCCGAGGAGGAGAAGGAGGCGUCGCCGGCCGCCGCCUCCGAACCCAACGACCAAUCAGUGGAGGAGCAGAGGAUACCGAGGAGCUCGGCGGAGGAGAUGGAGGCGGCGCCGUCGCUGCUCGUGGUCACACCCGCCGCCGACAACGCGAACGACGGCGAACCUGUCGUCAAAGAGGAGGCGGAGGUGAAGGAGGAGCGCCAGGAGCCGGCGGAGCCCCGCCCCCCGCAGGCCAGCAAGUACGACAGGCUGCCGAUCAAGGUGGAGGAGACGGGGGAGGAGUGGGAGGAGGUGGAGGAGCGCUGGGCCGAGCUCCGCCGACCCAACGGCUUCAUCAGCGGCCUCCUGCACUGGAAGGCCGGAGGAGGAGACUCCACCGCUCACAUCCAGACCGGAGACUCCACCCCCACCGACCCCCCAGGGGAGCGGGACGAAGGGGGGAGGCAGGAGAGAGGGGGAGGGAGGCAGGAGGAGGCGGAGGGAGGCAGCGAGAUGAACCUGCCAGCGGGUGAGGAGACGCCACCUGAAACAGAAGAAGGCUCGCUGUCGGAGGUCUGGGGUCAGAGGUCACCGGCUCAGAGUCCCAUCAGCCAGCUGGAUGACGAGCCUCGCUGCUGGGACGAGGCGCCGCUGUCCACCGCCGAGAGCUGGCAGGACUCUCUGGCCAAACGCUGCGUCUGCAUCUCCAACAUCGUGCGCGGUCUCUCCUUCGUCCCCGGCAACGACGCCGACAUGUCUCGGCACCCCGGCCUGGUUCUGAUCCUCGGCCGGCUGGUGCUGCUGCACCACCACCACCCGCGCAGGAAACGGACGCCGCCCAGCUACCAGCGGGAGGAGGAGCAGGGGCUGGCCUGCAGCCGGGACGAGUGGUGGUGGGACUGCCUGGCGGCGCUCAGGGAGAACACGCUGGUGACGCUCGCCAACAUGUCGGGCCAGUUGGACCUGUCGCUGUACCCGGAGAGCGUCUGCCUGCCCAUCCUGGACGGGCUGCUGCACUGGAUGGUGUGCCCGUCCGCCGAGGCCCAGGACCCGUUCUCCUCGGCGGGCGGCUUCUCCUCGCUCACGCCGCAGCGGCUGGUUCUGGAGUGUCUGUGCAAGCUGAGCAUCCAGGACUGCAACGUGGACCUGCUGCUCGCCACGCCGCCCUUCAGCCGCCAGCAGAAGCUGUACGCCACGCUGGUGCGCCUCAUCGGCGAGCGGAAGAGCCAGGUGUGUCGGGAGAUGGCGGUGGCCGUGCUGUCCAACCUGGCGCAGGGCGACCCGACGGCGGCGCGCGCCGUGACGCUGCAGAAGGGCAGCGUGGGAACUCUGAUUGGCUUCCUGGAGGACAGCGUGGCCAUGGCGCAGUACCAGCAGAGCUCGCACGGCAUGCUGCACGCCGCCGCGCCGCCGGAGCCGCCCAGCAUCAACAUGAUGUGCCGCGCCGCCAAAGCGCUGCUGGCCAUGGCGAGGGUGGAGGAGAACCGGGCGGAGUUCGUCCUGUACGAGAGCCGGCUGCUGGACAUCUCGCUGUCGGCCGCCCUCAACGCCUCGGUCGCCGCCAUCAUGUGUGAAGUACUGUUUAAAAUCGGCCGCUCGUGACACGAACACCGCCACGGAGCGCGCUCAGUGGAAGCGGCUCCGCCCAUGUGACGAACUGGCUCCGCCCAUGUGACGAACUGGCUCCUUAUUAUAUUUUUAUUUAAAGAACAGAAAUGUUUUUACAUACAAAUGAAUAUAUAUAGAAUCUAUUAAAGCUCCUCGGAUCCAUCAGAACUUUA
Molecule: messenger RNA, 6766 nt
Organism: Dicentrarchus labrax (European seabass)
Lineage: Eukaryota; Metazoa; Chordata; Actinopteri; Moronidae
Gene: arid1b
Product: AT rich interactive domain 1B (SWI1-like)
Exons: 23
Coding region: 255-6587 (2110 amino acids)
Biological process (GO): regulation of transcription by RNA polymerase II; positive regulation of DNA-templated transcription; chromatin remodeling
Cellular component (GO): brahma complex; nBAF complex; nucleoplasm
Molecular function (GO): nucleosome binding; DNA binding
Source: RefSeq, a predicted model, not a curated record